UACUGGAAGCAACAGCUUCGAGUGAGUGUAGAGCCGGGAGAACAUAGACCGCUGGUCUUUUUGUUGAUGUACUUAUCGUCUAUAGAUUUGGAUCCAGCUACAAUUAGAGAUGGAUGUGUUUAAUACAAUGCAUCGUAAUAAACGAGUCAUCGUAGUUGUAUGUGUUUGUGUUGCUACAGUCGGUUUCCUGCUGCACCAUAAGCAUUACCAUGGGUACUACGGACAAGUACCAGAUCAGCGAAUAUCUUACAAACUCGGCGGUGGUUCUGCUUUGAUUAACAUGAUUCGGCUAAAGGACAAGAUGACGGUCGAGUUGGAUCAACAAACUAAUAAAGACAUGGAUACUGAGAAACGUUGGGGGCUUGGGGAGAAGGGAUACAACAGACCAAUGGAUCAGGGAAGAAAGCUGAUUAACGUAGAAGUCUUGGCAAUUUUGGAGACACCCGAGAAGAAGGAAAAGAAUUGGUCUGAUUAUGAGGACCUUCUCUUGAAUUGGAAAUGGAAGCCGAGUCAGACCAACCUAACCCGAGUCAGAGAGGAGUUGGAAGCCCAACAUGUGGAUAUACGUGAUCGGUUACUCACAUCCAAUGCAACAAUGAAAGAAGGCCAAGUUAUGACGAUGUAUCUAUCGGGCCAGAAUGCUUCACUUACUCCAGUGUUUGCACAACAACAGGACAAGGUAUCACCUUUCAAAGGGAAACAGUUCAAGAAAUGCAGUGUUGUUGGGAACAGUGGUUUACUUGUAAACAGUAUGUGUGGCUUUGCAGUCGAUGAUGCAGAAUAUGUAUUUAGGAUAAAUGUUCCGGAAAUGGACCCUUACGUCUUGGAUGUUGGCUUUAAGACUGAUUUUACAACCCUUAACCCAAGUAUCUUCAAAAGAAAGUAUAAUUAUUUUGGGAGUCAGCAGUUGACUGAUAAAUUUAACUCUGACAUGGCUCAAUUCCAGGGUAUCUUAAUGUUACCGUGUUUUAGUGAUGAGGCUUGGAUGCCGAUAUGCUCCCGUGCCUUACAACGCCUUACACCCAAGAAGUACCUAAAAGUCGCCUUCGGAGAUCCACAGCAAUUCUCACUAAUCAGGGACUACUGGGUUACAAAGGGUCUCUCAAAAUACCCAUCCACUGGUUUAUACCUUGUCACUGCCGCUAUUGCCCUCUGCAACGAGGUACAUUUGUAUGGAUUCUGGCCCUUCGUGGAGUCCAACCUACCCCACGUGACCACGCACCCAGUCAAGUAUCACUACUUCGAUAACUCCCACAUGGUACGAACUCAUGAUAUGCAUGCUGAGUUUGAUCAGUUGACCAGACUUCACCAAGAGGGCGUCCUAAAGAUACACAUACAGAACUGCGAGGACGCUGAAAAGGCCGAAAAGGCGAAGCAACGAGUGGUUUCUGCACACGGUAUCUCCAUUCAAUCUAAGAAGACAGUUACAGCACGGAAAUUCAAUCUUGAGAAGAUGUGGGGGGAUUGAUGCACUAUGCCUUAAAGUUGAUUACAACAUGUGCCUUACUAGUCUUCGUAUAUGGUUAAACUAAGUGUUACCUUGGUGGUCUUAAUAACGGAGCGCUUAGUCAUGUCUUUGCUAAGGUGUUAACGUAUUUCACAGGUUAACAAACAAAAAUUAGGCGGCCAUCUUGCGUGUUCACAAUGUAUUUGUUUUGUUACG
Molecule: messenger RNA, 1663 nt
Organism: Asterias rubens (European starfish)
Lineage: Eukaryota; Metazoa; Echinodermata; Asteroidea; Forcipulatida; Asteriidae
Product: alpha-2,8-sialyltransferase 8B-like
Exons: 9
Coding region: 110-1468 (452 amino acids)
Biological process (GO): oligosaccharide metabolic process; N-glycan processing
Molecular function (GO): alpha-N-acetylneuraminate alpha-2,8-sialyltransferase activity
Source: RefSeq, a predicted model, not a curated record